CAGAUUUUGACCAAACGGAAGCUGACAGUAAAUUGGUUACUACUUCCAACACCUCAUAAUACAGAUUAUUCUGACAAGUACUAUUACAAAGAUGGACUCAGCAAUGAUGUUUAUAGGAGACCAUGGAUUCGAGUGUAUGUAUUUAUUCCAUGUCACCUGGAAUUGGAACUGAUAGUUUGGAGAUUGUGCCAAGUUCAAAUCCAAGUUCUCAGAUUAUAGAAGAUGUUAGCUCAUUUUUAAGGAGAGAUGUUCUGCACCCUGCCAAAGAUCAGCUGGAGACAUUUCAGGUUAUUGAUCCUGAACAUGUAAAUUCACAAAUUGCAACAGACUGUAAAGAUAAAUAUAUGCUAAAAUUAGAAACAUUUGAAUGCUGUGAAACUAUGAGCUAUUCAUUGAAUAAAAACAAGAAUGAUGCUAAUGAAUUCGCUGCAGAAGUAAAUGAUCCAGUUUGCUGCGAUGUUUAUAGAAGUGUGGAAAUAGAAACCCCUUUGACUCCUCCAUACUCAAAUUAUGCAGAAAUUACUUUAUCAACAAAGGAGCUACAUGUGGAGGAACUUUGUCCAUCAACAUUUAAUGCAGUUUUAACAGGCACAACAACGGAUUUUUUGGACUUUCAAAUAUGGCAAUCAGAAAAUUUCUACAGUUCUUUUCCAUCUCUGAGAUUAGGAGAACCUCAGAUAAAAGAACAUUCCUUGCAUCAUAAACCAGUUUCUGAGUUAAUUUAUCUGCUAAAAGCCUCCCCAGAGGAGCUCAUAAGUGCUGUGGUAAAAAGUUUAUGGGAAGAGUACAUGAAAAUAGCUGCACUUCAGAUUGACGUAAUGGAGCAACUACACUUAGGUCAUGUUGAAACAAAAGCAUCACCAGCUACUAAACUGGAAGAAUUUUCACCAGUUACCACAGUUCACUUGGAAAAAUGUUUUGAAAGCCCCACCUUACUUAAUGAGAAUAAUGUCACCAUUAAAACAUAUUCUGAAGAUGAGGAAAUAGCAUAUUCUCAAACACAUCAAGAUAGAAAUAAUACAAGUCAUGCAUUACCUUUACAAUCACAAAAUGUAACAACCGUUUCUGAGAUGAGUUCCAUUAAUUCUGAAGAUAAAUGUGGUCUCAUGACAAAAGUACACCAAGAAAACUGCGAUCCUCUCAGCAACUUCAUAAUGUUACGAUCAAAGAAGGUGCCAGCAAUUUGUCAGACAAAUAAAGACAAUGAAAAUCAAUUUGCUUCCGUUGGCGAAAGUGUUCAUGACAUUGACAUAAACAGCGAAUUAGUGUCACCAAGGACAGAUUCAGUUCAGGAAAGUGGCCGGCAAAAUUUAAGUAGCACUUUGAUAGAAGUUCCAGCAUCAGCCAGCCAGUGUCAAGCUUAUCAUCUGUUGCAGGCUGCAGCAAUCCCUGUACUGAAAGACCUGAAAGGCUGUGUUAUUUUUGUGGCUGUGACAGAUACAUUUACUUCCCUUGCUUUUGAUCGUACUAGGUUUUUCCUAAAGCACCAGGAGAAGCUAGUGAGUGAUAACAUUAAACAAGAUAAGCAUAAUGAAAAUGAAAUUCGCUUGUACAAGCUUGCAGCAUUUCUUCAUUUAUUAGUGACCAUACGUGAUCUUCUAUUGAUGUGUGACCUGGACACGACAAUAGGUUACUUAUUCAGAGCUAAAGAAAAGUAUAUAAGCACUUUAGGUGCAUGUCUAGAUGAUAUCUGGAAGAAACUCCGCAUUGUGCAAUAUGUAAGUCAGAAUAAACAGGAGAGUUACCCCAAAGUAGCUGAACUUCAGAAUCAGAUAAUAAAAAGGUUACAAGCCUCUCACAUGAGUCAACGCAAGGUAGUAAUCAUCAUUAGGAUGGAUUCAGACUGUGGUAGAGCUACACUGAUGAACACCCUUAGCAACAUAGAAGACUUAAAACCUGCUGUAGUUCUUCCUGAAGAAACUGCCACUUUGACUUGCCAGAAAGUUUUAAACCGUCUAGAAAAUUAUUCCUGUUUGGUAGUUUAUAGUCAUCACAUUGGAGCAGAUUUUCCUUGGAUUCAGUUCUCUUUGGUGGUAGAGUAUGAUUAUGUGGAGAACUCAAGCUGGGCUGAGCUCUGCAAGCAAAAAAAUAUAAAUCAUAUCAUCUUUAAAACUGUAGUACCCAGAGGUCCAGACACAGGAAAUAUAUCAGCCAUUCACUCUGAGUUCUCACUGAUGGAGCUUCACAUUCCUCAUACAUUCCUGAUAUCUGAAGGCUUGUUGAAUUCUCCAACUGUGCUCCAAAUUCUGGAGUCAAGGUACAAUAUCACUCUUUUGGAGAGAACCACUAAUGAAACGUUACGCUUAUUUGGGGGAACAGAUCACUAUGCUGUUAUAACCGUGGAUGAACGCACAGCAAUAAUAUUGCAGGAUAUUGAAGAGCUGACUACUGAAAAAGCAUCAGAUUUUAUUAUUCAAAGGCUCACAACUCUGGCACUGCAGUACAGUUGUUGCUGGCUUAUUUUUUAUCCAAAACAAAGCCUAGACUCACAGUACUGUUUGAAUGAGAAGGUUUUUCACAAUGUUACCUUGAUCUAUUCAGCAUUAGUACUAUUCGUGCUGAAAUCUGAGGAAACUGAAAUUAAGGUUGUAAUUGCACCAGGAGCUACGGAGACAACCCAGCUGGUUUGCCAAAUAGCAGAUUUCACAUUGGUUUCAAGCAACCAAGAUCCAUUCAUAUGGCUUGACAGGUCAUGGCUUUCCACUGUUCCAUCAGAGGAUGAGAAGCAGCUGCUUAAUUUCCCUAGUUUAAAUUCACUUGUGGCACAACUAAUGUUGAGAAGAACUCCAUCAAUGUUGUGGCUGUUAUCAGCAUCUUUAAAUGAACUGCAGGACGUUCUUCCCGAGGUACCAGAAAAAGUUCUGAAGCUUUUCAGUGAGAUUACUGCAUUACAUCAUCUUAGCUCAUCCCAGGAAACAAGAAAAUCUUCUGAACAAAAUGUGUUAUGCUUUAGCUCUUCCACAUCUGAAAUGGCUAACCAUCAGUUUUACCCAGACAAUGAAAUGGUGAAGAAUAUCUACUCCACCAAAGAGAGUCCUAAAGAAUCAGAAGGUCUGAAAAUGACUAGUAUUCAUGGAGCAAGGGAUCUGUGGAAAUCUGGUAACAUUUCCUUGGAUGCACCACCUCUGAACUUAAGUCCAGUUUUCAAAGCCAGCACAACUACCAAGUCACCAAGCUACUGGUUGAAUAACUGCAGGCAGUCAGAAAGCAGGGAAAUGUCAGUAAACCUGGUGAGUGAGGAAGUUGACCUAUAUCAUUGUUUUGAAAAUUUGCAAAAUAAUGAUGAGGUAGAACACACAAACUGUGCCAGCUCUAGGAACAUUCUUCCACUUGCAAGCACUCAUCAGUUAGGUUCGCUGAGCAAUAAAUUAUUUGAUCCACUGAGUCAUUUAGUAUCAGAGAAUAACUCAAAUCUUGUGGAUACUGACAUUUAUUUUAAAAAGACUGGUGUACCUCCAGUGGAUUGUAUUUACAUGGGUGGGUACACACAGAUGGCAGAAAACAAGUUUGAGAAAAGUCUACAAGAUACAGGCAAUAAUUCACAGUAUGGCUUCUUUUCUCAGCAAGAUAUGGGUGUUCUUCCCCAUGGGUUGAAUGGCAAGUCUAAUAACUUUGUAACAACGCAUAAGGAAUUGACCGAGACUUAUCAUCCCAUGAGCUCUAAUCAUGUUUUCCCAUUCUCAUCUAAAAAACAUUUGGAUGAUUCGUUUUACACAUUCAAUGAACCUUUCUGUCACCAGAACAGAGCUAAAGGGACUAACCAUGAACAGUUGCCAAGUGGUAGACCUGAAUUUACAGAUCAUGACUCGCUUAGUUUUGACAAACCUGACAUUUGUAACAAUGUUUAUUUUCACCAUAAAGUAAAUGAUUUUUUCAAUGAUAUUGGGGAAGAGCAUACCUUCAAUCAAGAAUCUGUUAGAAAAGGACAGAAAAGACAGUACAUAGCAACAACUAUGAAUGAAUGGACAAGGUCUCUUUCUAAUAGUAUGGAAGAAUCUUUUUCAGAUACUGAAGCAUUUUUUCCACAUUCAGCAAGUUCACCAGAAUUGAAAUGCAGAAUUCUACCAGAAGUGAAGAAAAGAAGACUUGCAAUUGAAAAAGUUCCUGGAAGAACUGAUGGGCAGACUCGCCUCAGAUUCUUUUAGAACAAUUUUUAAAAACUUCAGUUUUGAUUUGAUUAAUUUAAAUGUGAUGGUUAUGCAGUGUAAAUUGAGAGUUAACCAACAAAAUGUAUGCUAAAGUGUUUAUCUGUUAAAAUAUUAAAUUAACUUUGAAAGGUAUGUUGAAACUUUUCAUGAUAUUUAUCAUUUUUAUUAAUUGUAUUGAACAUUGUUGAAGUUUUACAAUUGAUAUGUAAGCAAAUGUCAUAUGAAUUAUAAUCUUGCAUGAUUGUACUACUUUCCUACCAUUGUGAAGCAUUGCCAAUUCCUUUAAACAGGUUGAUGUUGCUUUGUGGAGAUUUGUGAUAUAUAUGAUUAUAUGAUAUAUAUGUACAAUGUCUGAAAUACAUCUUAUGGAAAUGUUUGUUUGAUGAUGAA
Molecule: messenger RNA, 4538 nt
Organism: Hypanus sabinus (Atlantic stingray)
Lineage: Eukaryota; Metazoa; Chordata; Chondrichthyes; Myliobatiformes; Dasyatidae
Product: protein shortage in chiasmata 1 ortholog
Exons: 22
Coding region: 123-4145 (1340 amino acids)
Biological process (GO): resolution of meiotic recombination intermediates
Cellular component (GO): condensed nuclear chromosome
Molecular function (GO): single-stranded DNA binding; ATP hydrolysis activity
Source: RefSeq, a predicted model, not a curated record